GCUCUGUUAGUGGCAAUCAGCUCCAAAGUGGCUCACACACACACACUCAAACCAAACACAUGCUCUCACAUUGACACACACACUCAUAUACACACACUGGCAGGAAUCAAUCUGUCAGUCAAUACCUCAGGAUGUGUCCACAUGAACACACGUUUCAGAUGAUAAAACUGGAAUAAUUUUAACAACCGUGUCUAAUUUGGCACAUUAGUGUUUCCAUCUCUGUGUAAGAACUGAAGUCUGUUGUUGUUCGCCUUGAAUACUCAAAGACAACAACUUCCAUACUUCCUGUCGACACAGCAAUGUCUUCGUCCCUGCCGCUGCCCUCUUUGCCUCCAAGCCCCCUGGCCAUGGAGUAUCUCAAUGACUUUGACCUGCUAAAGUUUGAAGUGAAGCCUGACACCCCUCCACCUCCUCCGACCUGCCUAUACCCCAAACCAGGCAUCCACCAAGAAACAGCCAGUUCUCCGUAUGCUCCUCACCCUCCUCCUGACUCCAGCCUCAGCUCCAGUCCCUACACCUCCCUUCCUCCAUCACCCACGCUCAGUGACGGACACCCUCCGCCAUCUGCAUCCUCCUCUUCUUCCUCUCUCUCGUUCCCGAUGUCCAUCUCCACCGGGUACAUGUCAGGCCAGAGCUCUGGCUCUCAAGGAAACCUGGACGGGAGCCCAGCCCCUGGAGGUCCCACGCCGUGUUCAAACCCCACUUCCUUGGAGGACCUGCUCUGGUUGGCUGCACUGCAGCAACAGUUUGGUGGGGAGCCCGGAGGUGCCGCGUCUCUGCUGGGAGCUCUUGGAGGAGUGCCGGAUCGAGGGGAUCGGGAUCGAGGAGGGUUUCUGGGAUGUGAGGAUGCAGUGGAGGCCCUGCUGAACUCUGCUGCAGCCGCUGUAACUUCACAGUUCCCAGUUUUGUCCCAGAGUUCGAGCAGCAGUUACAUGGGUGACUCCAGCAGUGACAGCGGUGUUGAUGUUGUUCUUAACAAGCCGUCAGACAUGUGUCACAGGCCUAUACUGGUCGUUUCUUCCACCCCUCCAUCUCUCUCCAGUGUCAACACAUCCACCAGUCCCUUCUCACAACCCCUCAGUCCACAGAGCCGCCUCCAUCACCCACACCAUCCAAUGCAAGGCUAUUAUCAUCAUCAUCAUCAUCAUCAUCUGCAAGUCACUCAGUGCGGGGUGGAUGAGCGUUUUUCCGAUGAGCAGUUGGUAAAUCUGUCAGUGCGAGAGCUGAACAGACAUUUGCGUGGGGUAAGCAAAGAUGAGGUGGUCCGUUUGAAACAGAAAAGACGGACACUGAAGAACCGCGGUUACGCCCAGUCCUGCCGUUACAAACGACUCCAGCACCGGCACGCGCUUGAGUCCGAGAAGCACAUUCUCACACAGCAGCUGGAGCAGCUGCAGUGUGAGCUGUCUCGUGUGUUGAGAGAGCGAGACACAUACAAAGCUCGUUACGAGAAGCUCAUCAGUUCAAACGAGACUCAGCCUUCCCAUCCCAACACCUCGCCUUCUCCUACUCCUCCGGAUUACUUUUUGUGACAAAAUGAACAUUGUACAGAAGAGAAUUGAAGGAGAGCUGAUUAUUGUGAUGGGUGUUGUGAAGUAAUUCAAAAGAGUUGUGACUACAACUCAACUUAAAAUAAGCUAUUAAACCAAAGCAGGCUGAUUGUGAGGUGGACCUGGAUUGUGACAUAAUGGCGCUGUGUCAUGCUACUGCUGAUGGGAUUGCAUUUUUGCCCAUCAUGAGCUUGUGUAGCACCAACAUGAUUUCAUUAGUAUUCAUAGGUAUUCAUACACAAAAGGGUUCUAGCAUAUUUUGAGAUUUGGAUAGACACUGAAAUGCACAGAAUCAAAGUAAUGACAGCAUUUAAAACUUAAAGUACGUAUUUAUACUGAACACUCUGAGGAUCAAAAACAAUUGAAUUAAAGGAAUGAAUAGGUGGGUUUAUAAUAAAUAAGAUUUACUAAAUAUGUUGGCUAUAAAUUUAUUUAACACAUUCACCAUUUUUGAAAUUAUAUUGGUUUCAUUCUAUUUUGUAUGAAUCAAUAAAUUAGUAACAUUUCAUGUCUUUGAUGAUUCAGCCAUAGAAAGCCUGCAUAUGACUUAAGGGACAAUUCACCUAAAAAUGAAAAUUCUGUCAUCAUUUACUCACCUUGCUGUUUUAAUAAACCUGCAUGAAUUUCUCUCUUUGGCAGUAUGGGGAAAAAAAUACUAUAGAAGUGAAUGGCAAAUGUUUGGUUACCCACAUUCUUCAAAAUAUCUUAUUUUUAAUUCACACAGAUUUAAAACAAUGUCAGGGUGAGUAAAUAAUGACAGAAGUCUCCGGGUUACUUUUAUUAGGCCCAUGCAGAUUUCAUUUAUGAAUACAUUUGACUUGAAAUAAAGGAUUUUCCAUCAUUUACCAGUAUGUAAAAAUCAAACUGGUAUUCUCAUUUAUUAGAGGAUAAGACUGGUUUACUUGUGUAAAAUCAUUUACAUUUUAUUUGCUGUUAAUAUUGAUAUUGUACAGUUUUAGUGUCUAAACGUACAAAAAAGUAUGUGUGCACAUUUUCUGCUAAUACCUAUGAGUACGAAUGAGAUCACCCAUGGUAGCACAAAAGGCUUGCUAUCUCAUUGUGUUGAGCUAUUUGUCAUGAUGAGUUUAGUUCUUAUGAGAGUUUCAUUAGCACAUUUAUUUGGCAUUCACCAAAAUGACUGUUAGAGUUAUAAAUCUAUGAAGAACUGCUGACUUUUUGAGCAAGAAUGCAACACAUGUAGAAUCUAUGAUUAUGUGUAUAAGCCAUCUGUGUGAUAUUUUCAUAGUAGCUACUGCAACUCACCGAAAAGCAAUGCAAUCAACAAACAAACACAAACCAAAUGAAAAUCAUUACAUAACUUUGAGUGACUGUGUCUUUGGAGGUUACAUUUUAUGAUUAAGUUAAGGGUGUAAUUUAACUGUGACAUCAGAUUCAUUUAGCAAUUCACAGAGCUGGUCACUGUGGGUGUUAGUAGAUGCCUAUUUAGACGCAGACUUUUCUGGGAGGUUUACUUGACUCGCCAUAGUUUUAUAAAUUAAAAUGUAUCUGGCUAUUUUCAUUAUUUAUUCACAGUAUUUAAUCAUUGUUUGUAAUGUGAUAAUUGUGUUCAUUUGAUAGUGUGUAUUAAUUUCAUUAAUAUUUUGUAGCAGGGUAAAAAAUAUUAUAAGAAAGAUUAUAUUCAUUAUGCUCUGUUUGUAGUGGUUUCUUAUGAAAUAAACAUACUUUUACCAUUAAUGAUUUCGCCAAGGAUUGUGGACUGUACAACUGACUCAUUCAUCUGAUGUGUCAUAAUGUAUUUUAUUUUAUUUUAUUUUACUUUACUUUACUGUUUUCCCUUAGGUCCACUUAUAAUGUUCAUGAAGUUGUUUGACCAAGACAUGACCAUUUUCAACCCUGUUGGGGCUUCUUCUCAUUUAAAGGAGUAGUUCACCCAAAAAUAAAA
Molecule: messenger RNA, 3453 nt
Organism: Cyprinus carpio (common carp)
Lineage: Eukaryota; Metazoa; Chordata; Actinopteri; Cypriniformes; Cyprinidae
Biological process (GO): regulation of transcription by RNA polymerase II
Cellular component (GO): nucleus
Molecular function (GO): DNA-binding transcription factor activity, RNA polymerase II-specific; RNA polymerase II cis-regulatory region sequence-specific DNA binding
Source: RefSeq, a predicted model, not a curated record